Messenger RNA from Podospora anserina S mat+, 1083 nucleotides. RefSeq lists its product as uncharacterized. The coding region runs from base 1 to 1083 and encodes 360 amino acids. Lineage: Eukaryota; Fungi; Ascomycota; Sordariomycetes; Sordariales; Podosporaceae. The transcript has 3 exons. The record is from RefSeq and is a predicted model, not a curated record.
AUGGUGCAGGCAACGCCCAAGGCUCUUUGGGCACUAGCUGCUCUCCUCUUUACUUGGUCGUCUCUUGCGGCAAGCAUCAAGAGCCGCGGUUCUGGGGGGCUGUUUCUCGACCUUGCCGACCUUGGAGUGGAUGUAACAAAGCGACAGACCAACAACCUGGCUGGAUAUCUGGGCGCCUUCUUCCUUGGGGCCGACCCCUAUGUCUACUUUUACCUCAGCAACGGCAACGAUGCUCUCUCCUUCAGAGCGUUGAAUAGAGGACAGCCAGUUAUCAGGCCGACCAAGGGGACUACUGGUGUUCGAGACCCUACAAUUGUUCCUGGCGGUGGGAGCGAAUCAGGGAGGAAGUGGUAUAUCAUCGGCACUGACCUUCACAUUGGGAGAACAACCUGGGAUGCGGCCCAACGAACCGGCUCCCGAGGCAUUUUCGUCUGGGAAAGCACCGACCUGAUCAACUGGACCAACGAGCGACUCGUCACCGUCGAAGACGCCACAGCGGGUAUGGUCUGGGCCCCAGAAGCAAUCUGGGAUCCUGCCAAGGGGCAAUACCUCGUUCAUUGGGCUUCCAAAUUUUACCCCACGUCGGACCCCCGCCACACCGGCAACCCAACCAACAUCCGCAUGCGCUACGCCUACACCUCCGACUUUAAAACUUUCUCGGCUCCCCAAACCCUCAUCGACAAGAACCCCACCAACAUCAUCGACCUCAACUACCUCCCCUUAUCCCCCACCUCCUUCCUCCGAUUCAUGAAAGACGAGACACGAAAGACGGUCUUUGUGGAGGUGUCCAACAAUGGGUUAUUCGGCACGUGGACCAGACCGGGGGGUGACGGGGCGAUUAUUCAGACGGGGGUGGAAGGGCCGGCGAGUUAUCUGGACAAUGUCGACCCGAGGAAGGUGCACUUGCUGUUGGACUUUUACGGGAGCGAUGGGUACAGGCCGUUUGAGAGUACGAACCCGGGGACUAAUUCGGGGUGGGUGGGGAGCAACAGGAAUAACUUUCCGAAGAAUUUGAGACACGGGAGUGUUUUGCCGAUUAAUGGGACGGUUUAUGAGGCGUUGAGGCAGAGGUGGGGGGUUUGA